Scheffersomyces amazonensis is the source of this 914-nucleotide messenger RNA. RefSeq lists its product as uncharacterized. The record is from RefSeq and is a predicted model, not a curated record. The coding region runs from base 331 to 798 and encodes 155 amino acids. NCBI's taxonomy places the organism in Eukaryota, Fungi, Ascomycota, Pichiomycetes, Serinales, Debaryomycetaceae. The transcript has a single exon.
UAUAUAAUACUAACAAUUUUGCUCCAACAAUUCACUUCUAUGCGAUUGAAAUAUAUAAUCAAAUACAAUUGAAACUGUACCGAGUGUAAUUGGUGCAGUAACUGAUGGUGGCAAGAGGUUUACCAUACAAUUCGAGCUUGACUUUUUCCAUUCAACAUGGUAAAAAAAGUUCCUGCAUGUAAGCCCACUAUAUAAAGCAUACACUAAUAAAUAUAACAGUAAAUGAAGAAACAGUAGUCACUGAUAAGUAGUCGUAGUGAAUGAUACACAUAUAGCAUACUAAUAGGAUAGGGUCAUUAGAUCAAAUUCAAGUACACCAUUGAUAUAAUAAUGAAAUUCUUUAUUAGUUCUUUGAAUGUACCCAUAGGGUAUACAACACCUAAAUUCCCAUCACUAUUCUGGCCACUUGGAUCAGAACGACAAAGUUAUCAAGAACUGUUUCUUUACUAUUCUUCAGAUAUGUGGAUAUUCACAGUUUAUUGGACUCUUAUAUUAUUUGGAGUAUUUUAUUUUGCUGCUGGACUUAUGGCUGUAGUACAUAAUUGGUUAAGUAAUAUUAAGCAUGGAUUACCUAUAGAUAAAGUAUCAUUAAUUGGAACUAUUUUUACAAUCCCAUUAUUUUUAAUAACUGGAAUUAUUAGAGGAUUUGUAAGUAGUGCAAUAGUGGGAUUACUUUUAAGUGCUAUUUAUAGGGCUGGAACCCUUACUAUGAGUACAUGGAUCCCAUUAACUUGGGGUAUUGCUCAAAUAUUGUAUGAUGUCAGUGCUGCAUAUCUGACAUCUCUGGUUAUACUAUGAAUUUUAUAAUAAUAUAUAAUACUAUAUAAUACUAUAUAAUACUAUACACAUACUUUACAUAUAUAUUAUGCUAUACAUAAACAUACAUAAUGUAGUGGAUAAUGUCACCUGGUCAA